Molecule: messenger RNA, 198 nt
Organism: Arabis nemorensis
Lineage: Eukaryota; Viridiplantae; Streptophyta; Magnoliopsida; Brassicales; Brassicaceae
Source: the annotation of a GenBank genome assembly
AUGCAGGUGCCCGAUGGUGUCGUAGAUUCAACCCCCUUGGCUCAAUCUCCCAGAUCUAAUUCUGGAUCGGGAAUCACUGUUGCUCCUGUGAACGCGGUCGCAACUGCGGAUCCAGAACCAACUCUCACGAGGGUAGUGGCUGAGGAAGUCACAGCAAAACCAAUGGUGAAGGCUACGAAUGAAGCUAACUCACAUUAG